Messenger RNA from Uncinocarpus reesii 1704, 651 nucleotides. RefSeq lists its product as uncharacterized. The coding region runs from base 1 to 651 and encodes 216 amino acids. NCBI's taxonomy places the organism in Eukaryota, Fungi, Ascomycota, Eurotiomycetes, Onygenales, Onygenaceae. The transcript is spliced from 3 exons. The record is from RefSeq and is a predicted model, not a curated record.
AUGGCUGUUGACGAAGAUUUAGAGGCACUUAACUCUCUAGAGAAGGAGGCCUCUGAGUUCACAAAGGAUGCAGAGAUCGACCGCAUAAGAAAUGCAUUCCAAUUAGAUGCCUACACCGUCCUCGACCUGCAACCCGGCGUACCGGAAUCUGACAUCAAGAUCCAAUACCGCAAGAAGUCCCUCCUCAUCCAUCCCGAUAAAACAUCCAACCCCCUCGCCCCCGAUGCUUUCGACCGACUCAAAAAGGCCCAGAUGACUCUUCUCGACGAAAAGGCCCGCGCCAACCUCGACGAGUCCAUCGCCGACGCCCGUCGGCUUCUCAUUCGCGAACACAAGUAUUCUCUUGAUGCUCCGGAGCUCAAGACGGAAGAAUUCAAAAAGGAGUGGCGAAAGAAGACGGUGCAGGUGCUGCUGGAAGACGAGGCGAGGCGGAGACGGCAAUUAAAAGCGAAAUUACAGGAAGAAGGCAGGGAGAAGAGGAAGGAGGAAGAGGAGCUGGAAGCAAGGAAGAGGAAGAGAGACGACGAGAAAGCGUGGGAAGAGAGUCGGGAUGAUCGGAUUGGGAGCUGGAGGGAUUGGCAGAAGGGGCAAAAGGGUAAGGGAGAGAAAGAGGGCGGGAAGAAGAAGAAAAAGAUGAAAGUGUUGGGUUGA